Molecule: messenger RNA, 1339 nt
Organism: Corticium candelabrum
Lineage: Eukaryota; Metazoa; Porifera; Homoscleromorpha; Homosclerophorida; Plakinidae
Exons: 2
Coding region: 1-1260 (419 amino acids)
Source: RefSeq, a predicted model, not a curated record
AUGGAUAGUGCUGGUCGCGUUUUGGAACUGGAAGAACGGAUUCGGCAGCUUGAGCUGCAAAAUAUGGAACUGAUGCGUCAAAAUAGACAUUCUCGGUCUCCGUCUCCGUACGAAGCCGAUAUGACGUCGUCUGAGCGUGCUAACCCGUUCGAAUUGGAUUUGUUGGACUUGGACAUGAUGGAAGAAAAGAGUGAAGAUGAGUGGUUGUUUGUUUCACCAAUCAAACUUCCUACUCCUGCACAAAGAAAGAUUAAAGUACACGAAUGGCUAGAACAAGAUACAGACAAGGAUGACACACCAUCUCUGCCCCGUUUGGAUUCUGUACGACAAACUUUAAGUUUUCAUAAUGACAAUCUAGAGAGCAGCAAGAACAUUGCAUCGGGGACUUACUCACUUGCAAGUUUCAACCCACGUCCAAAUGACAACAUCGAAACUAAACCAACUAUUCCACUUCCAGAACAAAAGCCAAAACAAGUAAACUACAGAAAUUGUGACUCUUUUGGAUAUAGCAAAAUGAGAAAGCCAAAUAACAAUAAAGUAGUAAACGAUCCUACAGUUCCAACCGAUCAGCUUCCAGGUAAUGUGGCUGCUAGUCACCACAAAACACAGGAGGAAGACAAACAGACUUUUCAUAUAGACGAUGAUGAAUUGUUGGAGUUUCAACAGAUUGAGGAAGAAGUUGAGUUGGAUGAGUUUGCUGAAGUCGAGGCAAUGGUAAACGAGGGACACGUAGCUGAAGCAGGUGAAGAGCUACUCCAUGGAAUUCAUUUAACAGACGAUCAACACUCUAGUAGUCAAAACAAUCAUCAUCAUCAUGAGUUAGACUUGAAAAUGAACGUAACCUCAUUGUCCCAUAAAGCUAGUGGCAGUAAACCUACCACACAAGAGCACAGACAAUCUCGUUUACCUGAGAAACUAGGACGCUUACAGACAAAACAAGGAAGCAGUAAACUUACUGUCAAUAACCCUAAGAGACGGAGCAACAGUACGACUCGAGUUCUUUGCUCAAUUGGCAAAGCAUCAGAGAAAACCCAGGGCUCCGGUCGAUCUACUAACCACACAUAUAAACUUGAGCAAAAAUCAAUGCUACCAACAUCCAGCAAUAUAACUAAACAAAAACAAUCUCAGAGGUCAAUAAGGCCGCCUUCAAACCUUGCAGCUGGAGUGAGAAACUCAUACAACACUAAGAAACCACAAGUUAAGGUGAAUGGUAGUGCAGAAGUCGAUGAGGAUGAGAGCUGGAAAGAAGGCUGUUUCUAACAUUUGUAUCAUCUUAUUUAUACCAAGAGAUCAAAUCCAGUGGACAAUGAAAUGUCACCACAUUGAGACAUACUGUGCA